GAGCGUGAAAUGAAAAAGAACACCCUGGGCUCCGUCUAAGGUGAGUCUGUGUGGAAGGCUGGGCCCUGCGAACACGCACCGCUUCAUGCACUGCUAAGUACCCAAGAACUGACCACAGCUGAGCCUUGGGGACUGGGUAUGCACGUAGGUCACAGCCAACAGAGCAGACCUGAUCCUGCCUGCCAUUAUGUGUGAUCUCCUGUCCUCCGAAAGGAGGGAAGAGACAGGAAAUGAGCCCUGGCCUCACAGCCAGCCACGGGGUGGGAUCCCCACCAGAAGACCCUCCCAGACCCACUCGGGCUGACCACAGGACCACCGCCGGGCCCAUCGGGUGGAGGCUGUGGCUCUGCCGCUGUCCAUGUCCUCUCCCUCCACCCUGGGGCGCUCUCCAUCCCCGCCUCUGGGGCCUCCCUGCCAUGUCCCUGGCCAGCGGCCGCCUCCCCAGCAACAGGACUGAGGAACUGAUGCUGGCGGCCGCAGCUCCGCCCUCCCACCCCAGGGACUGCGCCACCGCUGCCCUCCUGCACCAUACCCCUUCCAUCGCGGCUCUCGUCCACACCCACCGCGCCUCAGAGGUCCCGGCCUGGCCUGGCCUUGCCUCGCCCACCUGCCCCAGGCCACUGUCGCUGACCUCCUUGUCACAGAGUCUUCCAGCUUUUCCAGCUCCUUCCUCGCUGGCACAGGAACCCAGACGACACCCGAGGUCGCCAUCCUCACCUGUCACCUCCUGGGGCACCCGUUUCCCUCUCCCUCCACUGUGUCCCAGGUCACCCUGUCCCUCAGGCCCACUGUGGCCCUCCCUCAGCUGGAGGGACACAGCCAACCCCACAGCCCUCUGUGCUCCUGCUGCCCCUCCCCUCCUCCUGCCCAGACACCAGGGCCCAGGGCACUGGACCCCACCUGCCUCCCGUGUGCCCAGUGCAGAGCCGCCCAGCCCCACUCCUGGAUCACAGCCUCGGGCUCUGCUAAAGGGCAGGAGUCACCGAGGCUGCUGUCCUUGUCCUCGGGGCCAAGUCCACACUCUGGCUGCAGGCCCUGGAGAUGCAGCUACCGCCCAGUCUGGCCUCUGCCCGCCAGCGGCUCCCUGCUGGCCUCCCUCGCCUGCUCAUCCCGGCUUCUACCCUCCAUCCACUCUGUUAGACAAUGCACCUGGCCUGUGGCCGCUGGACCAGUCACCACCGCCGGCUGUGGCUUCGCCCAACACAAAUUCCUGUCGUGACGUUCUGAGGGGAAAACUGAGGCUGGAGAGGUCGCAUAACUCACUCAGGGACAGCAGAAUCUAAGGGGCAGAGCUGAGAUUUGAACUCGUGCACAGCAAGCCGGAGCGGACAGCCCUGGCACAAUGCUGCCCGCCGGCCCACCCGCCCGCCACCCUGUGUGUGACAACAUGGAGAGAAGCAGGCAGAAAGGGGGAGCCCCUCUGCCCCCAUGCCAAGUCCCUCGGAGGGAUGCACACUGCACUUCCGAGCUCUGAGGAGUGGGGCCGGCAGCCCAGAGCAGUGUGCAGACAAGACCAGGGAUUAAGCCCAGGGCCUUUACUCCGAGCAACACACACCCUUGGUUCUUUUUAUUUUUGAGAGAGGGUCCCACUAAGCCCUGAAGUUACCCGGCCUAGGCUUGAAUUUGCAAUCCUCCCGCCUCAGCCUCCCAGGCUUUCAGAGAGGAGGCUGAGCACUGAAUCUUGCUGUGGAAGCGCUGGAAAUUUUCCAGAACUGACAGGUGCUGUGGAAACGCCCAGCCUCUGACUGCCGCGGUCACGGCCCCAUCACCCCAGCGCUGCCCCUGGACCCGGCCCUUGCAGAAGGGACAUCGCCACCAGGAACAGGAGGCCUGCGGAAGGGCACUGGGCUGUCACCGGGGGGGGGGGCCUCUGACAGCCCCUGGGCGGGUGGCAGGGGUGGUUCCCGGGCAAGAGCCAAAGUCUAGGUGUAAAGAUGGCCUGAUUGCCUGGCGCCGUCGCCCAGGUAGGGCGAAGCCACAGCUCGGCAAGGUGGAAGUCCCCAGGCUGGUGAGUGGUCCCCAAGACUCCAGAUCCCCAUGGGCUGGGCAGCCCUGGAGCUCAGUCCCACCGGGACCCAGGGGCCCAGGCUUGUGCCCCAGCUCAGUGCUGGCCUCGAGGUGGGGACCAGCAGCGUAAGUGCAGCUCCCUGCCUGCUUGGAGGCUGUGGAACAGGGGACGGGCGGUGGCAAGGAUGUGGGGGGCCGGGGUCCCCACCUGGGCCCCUCUGCAGCAGGCGCUGCCCGGGGGCUGGCAGAGCGUGGACCAGCCUCCCCCUCUGGCCCUGCAGACCCCAGGCACAGGGGCCAACUGGAGAGCACAAGGCAGCUGAGCACCUUGUGCUCCUGAAGGCAUGGGGGCAUGGCUGCUCCCAAGCCUGCGCUGCACCCCGAUCCUCACCAGUGGCUCCUGUCACAGGGUGCCGCUCAGGGCCACCCACCCCUCCAUUCCCUGCUUGUCAUGCACUCACAUGCGCACACGCACACACCCUCCAAGGCUCUCCUGCGUCCUGGCCUCCACAGCUGCCAUGCCGACCAGCCCUGCCGCUUGGCUGGGACCUCCCUGGAGAGCUACCCAGGCCCAGGCAGCCCCUGCCCCGCGUGCAGGGAAGGAGAGAUGGCCACCGAUGCAAACAACCUGUCCGAGGCCAGCUAGGGGCAGAGCCGGGGCCUCCACACUUGCCUGCCCCGCCCUCCCAGAGCAGAAGACCUGGGUGAAGAGGAGCAGGACCGAGCCCUGCCCAGCUCCCAGGGCUGGGGGAGAACUUGAGGCACAGCACCUCCCCCUCCUGUCAUGGGGGCUCCUGGCUGCCCCCCACCACCCCCGAUAGCAGAAAGUGGCCCUGGGGUCACACCUGCCAAGCAAUACCACAAGGAAACCAAGGGACGGCAGAGGACAAAACCCCAAAGUUUACCGUCAAAAGCAGAAACAAUGACACAGAAUUGCUGGGCUGUGUCCACUGAAGUUGGGGGAUGCACUUAAGGUAAAACCAGGGGGCUCCACCAACAGAGUUCUCAGCCCUUUAAUAGGGGAAGCGCGAGAAGGUGGAGUCCAGGGCUUCCCAAACUCAUUAGACCACGGAACCCUUUUCCUGAAGCUCCAUUACAGCCAGGGUUCCAUGGAACCCAAUGUGAGAGAGGCUGUUCUGUCUCCUUGCCUCACCAACUGUAUUUGAACCACGCCCCUGCCACAGCUCCCAAGAUGCCUGGGAGGGUGCUCUCCGCCAGCGCGCAGAGACUCAUGCCCCUGUGGACCCCACGCCAAAGCCUCAGGCGCACCUGAGAGCCUUUCCCUCUGCCCACAGCCGGGCCCAGUGGAGCCGAUGGCGACAGAUGCCUGCGGAGCCGCCCUGGAGAUUUCGGUCCCCAGCUCCACGGCUGGGGGGCUCCCACCUUACCAGGCCCUCGGCCCGGCCCAGCCAGGACGGGCAGGUCCACCCCAGGGCACCCUGCCAGCUGCAAGCCCACACUUCAGGAGGAGCAGGGAGAGCCUGCUGCUGGGGCUGGGCGUGAGUGUCCGGGCCGGGGAACAGCAGGGGCUGCACCAGAAAGCCUCUGCACACAUCCGCCUGCUGCCUGUCCUUGCCGCGGUGCUGGAGAGGGUCCUGCAGGGAGCCCCUCAGGCCACCCGUGUCCCCCAGGUCCUCCACCUCUUCCUCGGCAUUCUGACCCUGACCUUCGGGAGCUUCCUGGCCACCACCGUUGGGGAGGCUCACCUGGUGGUGCUGAAGUGCUGGUACCCGUUCUGGGGCGCCGCCUCCGUGAGUGGGGCCCAGGGAGCAGGGAAGAGCACAGCUCAGGCGGGCACAGCUCCCGGGCUCCUGGACCUCAUGCUGACCAUGGGGAAGCUGCUCAAGUCCUCUCUGAUGGCGUUGUGCCUGGCCACGAGCCUGGUCAGCUUCCUCUGUACCCUGGCUGGCCUCUUCGUCCUCUGCAAGGACCUCUUCCUGGAGACCCCGUUUCCCAGGCCAGACCGGACACCGUACCCUAAUCCCAAGCAGGCCCACGUCCAGCAGUUGGAGCUGGCACUGCUGUGCUGCACCACCCUGGAGUUGCUGCUGACGGUGCUGACAGCCAUCGCCGCCCACAGACGGGCCCGGCAGUGGGCACAGGACACAGGCAGCUCCCCUCCGGCACCCCCCGCAGACCUGGAACUGUGGCAUCCGCACCCGUCGCCCAGGCCUCCACCAUCCUACGAGGAGGUGACCCGAGGUGAAGCCUAGGCAAGCAGAGGUGAAGAGGCCCCAGCCACCAGGCCUCCGAGACGCACGUGGCCACCCCCCGCCCUUCCCCUCCAAGGCCUCCCCGCCCUUGGCCUCCAUCCACACAACACCCACCUGACAGCACCCACACGACACCAUCCACACGGAUCUGAGGCUGUCUGGAUUCUCCUGUCUACACCGCCUCCUCCUCUCUGCCACCUCUGCUGUCCCCUGGGCCCCGGCCACUGGUUGGUCUCUGCACCUGAUCUGCCACUGCACCUCUGUGGCUGUGGUGUGGAACACAAGCAGAACUUGCCAGGCCUGAUGGGAAAGCACCCUUUCACCAGAAGGGAGGGUGCCGUGGACUCGCAGCCGAGCGUCUGGAGACCCGGAUGCCACCCCAGCCCGUGGGCAGCUGAUUGCGCCACUGGACUCAACGCCUUCACUCCUGGCCCCCGUGACUUCCUAUAAACGACGCUGGGCUCCAGUGACAGCCUGGCCCUGACACUGCCUCUGGGCAGUGUCCCCUCAGAAAGACGAGGCCUUUGCAGGCAGCCCCUGAGAGCCACGCAGCACAGCCAGUGGAGGCCACAGCCGGGCGGCUUGUCACACCCACCUGCCGAGGGGGCACCACAGCUUUUCUGUUUGUAAUGAAGCCGCCUGCGUCAUUAUCAAGCAGGAAGGUGUAGGAAUGACCUCUUUGUGACACACGGUCCAGUCAUUAAACUAACU
Fukomys damarensis (Damara mole-rat) is the source of this 4931-nucleotide messenger RNA. RefSeq names its product membrane spanning 4-domains A10 (gene Ms4a10). Bases 3321 to 4220 code for a protein of 299 amino acids. Lineage: Eukaryota; Metazoa; Chordata; Mammalia; Rodentia; Bathyergidae. The record is from RefSeq and is a predicted model, not a curated record. The transcript is spliced from 7 exons.